AAUCAAAUAGAAACCUGUCACAAUAACCCCUCCCAAUGCGUCACGUAGAAAGGUUACAAAGACGUGAUAAUACGAAUUGCUUGCUGCUUGGCGGUGCUUCCAAUUUCUGCUUGUUAUUUUUUUCGCUCACACCCGAUCCACAUAGUAAGAUGGAUUCUUCUUAAUAUGGCGGCCGUUUCUGUUGGUGUAAAGCGAAACUUUACUUUUUAAUCAAAUAGCAUGACAUUGCGAGAAUCUUCGGGAGUCAGGCAUCGUCUGAUCAAAUUUAGCUGGACAAGGACACUCGGAAGCAUCAAAUUGAUUGUCGGAAACCAGCGGCGUCAUUUUGGGUUUCGUUUUGAUUAUCAAACCCUGGGCUACCUUCGCAGUUGAUGGUCGUAGUCACUGACGUUGCUUUUGUUCCAACUGUUGUAUUUUUAUUGGUAAAGCCGAUAGGUACGAUUGGACAUCACUUGACUCAUAAGAAAGGCGUCUUAUAAGGAACGUGGAGAGCACUUACUUAAGUCCGAAUAGAACAGCGCCCCAGUGGACAUUGACGUUAACUUACCUGUUAGUGAAUUUCAGUGUUGUUUGGAUGUCAACCCCAGUCAGUAAAAGGAGGAAUUUGGUUUGCUAGCACUGUCAAUACUGGCAAAUCAAAUGGAGAAGAUUCUUGACCUGAGCCAAUCGGAGCUACAUGAACUUCUGGAUCACCCAGAAAAGGUGGCAUCUAUGGCCCACGAGUCUGAUGAGAUCCAGAACAUCCACCUGGAGAGAGAGAUGGCUUUGGCAUCCAAUCGCAGCCUUGCCGAGCAAAACCUGGCCAUGAGGCCAGACCUGGAGUCGAGAAGAGAAGUUCUGGUGGAGAGAUAUCUACAGCUCGAGGCUAUCAGAGAAACCUACAAAGAACACCACGCCAUUAUAGAUGGAAUGAUUGGCCAGGUGUCGCCAGAAGCAUUCUUCUCCAGACUGCAGACAGAGGGCAAAAAAGCAGAAGCUGAGUCAGAGGUUCUAGCUGAUAUAUUUCUGGAGGGCUCUCUGCCAUUGGACUCAUUCCUUGACCGCUUCCUGCCUCUACGUUCCCUUGCUCACAAAAGACGUGUGCGGAUAGAGAAAUUCCAGGAGGUCAUGCGACAGACAAGAGAGGAUAAACCCACAGCUACGUCAUCAUCGCCAGGAAUCAUCCAAGGCCCCCAAGUUAAUCACUGGAAUCCACAAAUCGCAACAGCAGCAAAUCAGCAGCACCAAGCAAACAACAAAUGCCAGACCUCCAGUUACUAUAAUGCUUCCCAACCUCUUCCUUCAUCUGCAGGGGCUUCCUGUGGUGUCCCCUACCUCCAAUGUCCUUCUUCUCCUUCCUGUACUCCUCCACCAGUUGCAUUAUUGGCAACAGGCACUGGCCCAGUCCUUCCCUCAUCACAGGUAGUAUCAUCUGCAGGAUUACCUUUUGCUCCGGCAGGGAGCUGCACUGGUCCCAGGCCAGCAUUUAGACCGAUGGCUUCAGUCCCUUGCCCUUAUCCAACGCAGUCAUCUUUCUCUGCCCCAAACCCAGGAUCAGCUUUUGGCCAAUACACACGAAACCACCCCCAAAGCAAUACUGCAGUAUACGCAGCUUCAUAUCGUGAUGGUGGUUAUAAUUAUCCAGCCAGUUCUGCUCAUUACAAUUCUCAGUCACCAACUGAAAGACCGAUUUGCAGACCUGGAAAUGGAGUACCGCAGCCAUAUUUUUGAAAGUAUCUACUGCUCAUUUUUCCUACUAUGCCCUAAUUCCACACACUUAAUCCACCCUUUGCUGACAGGUUUCUCAGCCUAAUUGCUACCCCCUCUUGUCUCUGUGUCAUCUACUGUGACCUUUUCUUCAACUUUCAGAUUUUAGGUUGUUAUUCUGUCUUUUAAUAUUAUGGUGGUUUUCUUUAUUCCCUUAACCCCCACACCCUAGUCUCAGGUUGUUUAUGGUUCUUAAAACAGUGAUGGGGGACUCUUGUUAUAUGACUUGACUUGAGUCAGACUCAAGUUGCUAUUUUUAGGAUCUGCGGCUUGCAUGCCAAAAACUUGAUUUGACUUUAUUGGGACUUGACAUCUAAAGGCGUUUCCAUAAGGCCCGCUCCACACCGAGACGGCCUCGCUUAACCCUGGAUGUUCGCUUUUCCACUGGACUUUUUUGCGGCUGGGAACCGCUUUUCAGAACCAUCUUGGAGGUGGUUUUAAAACGGUGGUUUUAAAACGCAGGUCCCAGCGCGUCUGUGUUGUCACUGUUAUUUGAUUGGCCAACAGCGAUGCGGCAAGGAACUCCGCCGCCCAUGUCCUGGUUUUAGACGAGCUGCCCGCUGGCCAUCUGCAAAGUCAUAAAUAUACAGAAUAUACAAUAAAUAUAAUUUUGACACCAACGUUGAACCAUAUUUACUUAAAAUUUCAUGUGUACUCAUGGGUGCAUUUUUGAUGAUGUUGUAAGGGUGCAUACGCUUGCUCGCUGGGUCACAUUCACUUGAAUGAGAGGUCUCCAGAGGCGAGCCUCCUUGUCGCCCCUCCGGAACUACCGAUUGUUCCCCCAACCCCACAGGGAAUGGCAGCUUUGGGUGAACGCCGGAGGCCUCCAGAUGCCGCAGAGUGAGGUCGAUGAGCCACUGACUCAGAGAGGCGGCCAAAUGAAUGAGUUAGCUCUCCAAAAUGAAUGAGCCCUGGCGCCGAGCUUUGCAUGCAGCUCGCGAAAUCGCGAUCCCGCACUUUCAUCCAUGGUACAUAUGUAAUUGGAAAUAUGGUUCAGUGUUGUAAGACACAAAGAAUGUCCGCUGUAUACACUGUAUUUUUGUCUUGACAGUGGCUGGCUGUCUCACUGUCUGAAAGCCAGAAAGUGAUUUUUCGUCUAUGUGAAAACGUUUGAGCAUUGUUGAGCUGCACUUUGCAAUGUUGCCACAUCGUGCAACAACAAUUCAUAUUUACUAUCUCCCCCAAAACAGUGGCUUUGACUCGCCGUUUGCGAAAUGUCAUUUUACAUGCUGCGAGUGUAAAUCAUGCAGCACAAGCUUGCACUGUUCAGUUCAUCCCACCUUCAUCCCGCCGUGUGCCUGUCGUAAUGGAAAAGCAACGGCGGCCUCGUGGUGUAGUGCCCAGCAUAACGGAGUGGUGUGGUAUGUAUGGGGCUGAUUGGGGCAAAUGGCGUCAUAAGUGACUCGACUUGACUUAGACUGAAACUACAUGACUUGGCAAGUUAUCUUGUUUAUACUUUGAAUUCUGCAUUUUAACAGUUUGCCUUUUUUUUUAAGGAAAGAAACUUUUUUUUUUUUUUCCAUUCAUGGCAACCUGGCAAGUGGCAACCCAGUCAGCAGCUGUGACGGAAUGUCCACCCUUAUUUCCUAACUCCUGAGUCACUUUAUACUUUGUGUAGAACUAUAUAGUUGUCCCCUCAUUCUUUUUAUCGAUUCGGACAGCCAGCUCACUCACUACUUGCGCCUCGUCGCAUAUCAGGUGACCACGUAUCUAUCAUGAUACUCUGGCGCAUUAAGCUCUAUGACUAUUGUGAAUAACAAAAAACAUAUUUUAAACUACCUGUAUUUUAUUUCCCUUGAACAUAUUUUGCGCCAUGUUGUUUUCCUGCUUUCAAUGCAUUGUGGUCCAAAUCAACCUGUUAAGUAAACAUCUAUGUACUUUUCCUAGUGCAUUAUGGGUUAUUUUGAGUGCACUACAUUUAUCCUCCCUGGCCAUUCGGACUCCCCUCCAAAAUGAUGUAACCCCUUAAUAGUGCACUAUAUACUGUAGGAGUGUAGGGACUAGUGUGUACAUUCUGACAGAGCCAGCGUCACUUCUUGGUGUGAUGUAGCGGUGGUGGAAACAACUCGUAAGAUCAUUAUUUAGAAUUAAUGGAUUAAAGGCUUAAUAUUGGCACUUAUAUAAUAGGUCUGUAUGUAAAACGGUGGUAGUGGGUUUCGUCCAUCCUUGUAAUCAUCCCUAACCGGGUCAAGUACCUACGGAGGCCCAUUUAACGACUGAAAGAAACAAGCACAAUCUGUUUUGCGUGUGUAAUCCUCCAAUACACUACUUCAGACUGAAUGUGAAAUAUCACGACACACCGCUUGCCUCGUGCGUACUUGUCCUCCGUCCCAAAAAAGUUAACGCAUCACCAGUCAAUCUGAUGAUCCAUGGUGGUUGUGUUGGCAGCUUCAAACGCAUCACUGGUCACCCAAACACGCACACUGCAUAGGGAACACGCCAGCGGAGCACAGGGAGGCGUGGGUGGACUAAAUUCAAUUACAUUAAAUACAACACUCCUCUUCCUAGCUCCGCUGCUGAGGAAAGGGGUUUUUCAAAAGCCGGUGACAUCCUCCGGCCAAAGAGGACCGCCCUGGUCUUCCUCAAAGGGAACAUGUCCCUAUUGGGGAACCCCACCAACAAAGGGCAGUUUAAGGAGGAAAAGCAGCAGGGGUCCGAACACAAAAAAAAAAACAAAAAAAAAAAAACAAGAGUGUAUUUUUUGUGUGUAAAGUUGUCCACGCUGUUCAUAAUAUAUAGUUUUUGUGUGUAAAGUGAUCCAUACUGUUUCACAAUAAAUGCAAUUGUGUGCUA
This is a messenger RNA of Hippocampus comes (tiger tail seahorse), 4539 nucleotides long. It is a transcript of the gene vps37c, whose product is annotated as VPS37C subunit of ESCRT-I. The record is from RefSeq and is a predicted model, not a curated record. The coding region runs from base 640 to 1710 and encodes 356 amino acids. Gene Ontology annotation, biological process: protein targeting to membrane; ubiquitin-dependent protein catabolic process via the multivesicular body sorting pathway; protein targeting to vacuole. Lineage: Eukaryota; Metazoa; Chordata; Actinopteri; Syngnathiformes; Syngnathidae. Gene Ontology annotation, cellular component: ESCRT I complex. The transcript has 5 exons.